AUGAGCGAACCCACAAGCUUUCUGUGGCAGACCGACGCCUUCGACGUCGGCUUCACUCAGAAUGCCAACGGCGCCAUUUGCUUGUCUCAACUCCUUCCCAGGGGUUCCCAGAAGCCGGAGCCCAGGAAAUCGCUCUUCAAGUCGCCCGAGGUGCCGCUGGUCAGCGUCAAACUCGUCGGCGAGGGCAACACUUCCGACAAGACGUCAAAGGCUCUAAUAGGAGGCUACCUUUCGGCACGCCUAAAGUACGAGAGCCACGAAGCUGCCCGCAACGGCUCUAUUCAAACGCUCAGAAUCCAUAGCGGAGAUGAGGCCACCAGGAUUCACGUCACGGCUCGCCUGACCGUUUACGGAAGCAUUCCUGUUCUCAAGUCUGAGGUGACCAUCAAGAACCAGUCUCCCGACGCCAAUAUCGCCGUCACUCAGUUGUCUUCGCUAGCUAUCGGCGGCUUGACAAGCUCGCCGAACUGGUUCCACGAGUACACUGUCAUGACCGCCACCAACAGCUGGUUUCGAGAGUCACAGUGGCGCGAGCAUACCUUGCCUGAACUUGGCCUCGACAACAAUGGCAUCUGCGAACUCCCCGAGGGGCACGCUGCCUCCCAGGCUACUUUUGGGCUGGAAAGUCGAGGAUCAUUCUCGACAGGCUCAUAUCUACCCAUGGGACUGUUGAGAUCCAACGACAAUAGAGAUACUUGGCUCUGGCAAAUUGAAAACAAUGGGUCAUGGCGGUGGGAGAUUGGCGACUACAAAGACAGCGUGUACCUGGCGGCUGGCGGACCAACCGGCGUGAGCCACGACUGGAAGCAGAUUCUAGGUCCAGGAGAAGAAUUCACGACCGUGCCAGCUUGUAUUGCGCGAGUCAAUGGCGAUUUCGAAAAGGCAUUCGCAGCCUUGACGGAUUACAGGCGAGUGAUUCGACGGCCACAUCCUGACCACGAAAGGCUCCCAAUUGUGUUCAACGACUACAUGAACUGCCUCAUGGGAGACCCAGAUGAAGACAAGAUCGAAGCUCUACUGGACCCCGUUGUAAGGUGCGGAGCCGAGCAUUUCGUCAUUGACGCAGGCUGGUACGCCGAUGAUGGCAACUGGUGGGACGAUGUCGGCCUGUGGGAGCCGUCUAAGAAGCGAUUUCCCUCUGGCUUCAAAACACUCUUGGACAAGAUCAAGUCGAAGGGCCUCACUCCAGGUCUGUGGCUGGAGCCAGAAGUUGUCGGCGUACGUAGUGUCGUCGGGGAUCUCCUGCCCAAGGAUGCCUUCUUCCAAGAGUAUGGCCAUCGCGUCGUUGAAAGAGGGAGAUUCCAGCUCGAUUAUCGCCACGAGCAGGUAAUUUCAUGGAUGAACAAGACGAUUAAGCGCCUUGUCGUCGAUUACGGGGUGGGAUUCUUCAAGUUUGACUACAACAUCGAGGUCGUUCAAGGCACCGACGCUCGUGGGCGAUCAUCUGCUGGAGCAGAGCAUCUGGAACACCAGCGAGCAUACCUUGCAUGGGUGAGGUCUCUGCUCGACAGAUAUCCUGGCCUUGUUAUCGAGAACUGCUCUAGUGGCGCGCAGCGCAUGGAGUAUGCCAUGCUAGCUGUUCAUCCUCUCCAAUCAACCAGCGACCAACAGGACCCAGCGUUGUACAGCGCUAUUUCGGCCGCGGUUCCAACCGCCGUCACUCCCGAGCAAAGUGCGUCGUGGGCAUACCCGCAAGCUGAAUGGGACGAUGAGUUGAACGCAUUUACCGUGGUCAACAGCCUGCUCGGACGCGUCUACCUCAGCGGUCGCCUAGACAACCUCAGUGUCGAACAACUGAACUUAGUUGUAGAGGGCAUGGAUGUUUACAAGCUGAUACGUCAUGAUAUCAAAGACGCCCACGCUACCUGGCCCCUUGGACUGCCACGAUGGCAUGACAACUGGCUCUCUUUGGGCCUUGUGUCAAAGUGCAAUGGAACGUAUCUUGCUGUGUGGCGAAGAGGCGGGCCUACAGAGAUCGAUAUACCGCUCAAGGCUCUACCUCGUUCCGACAAGACACACGUAAAGGUGUUGUAUCCAACAAGUAUGAGCACUGAGGUAGUGAUGAAGGACGAUGCGUUGACUGUGAAGCUACCAGAAGCCGUCUGCGCUCGGUUGCUUCACAUAUAUGAAGCAUGA
Molecule: messenger RNA, 2136 nt
Organism: Ilyonectria robusta
Lineage: Eukaryota; Fungi; Ascomycota; Sordariomycetes; Hypocreales; Nectriaceae
Product: glycoside hydrolase superfamily
Exons: 1
Coding region: 1-2136 (711 amino acids)
Biological process (GO): carbohydrate catabolic process
Molecular function (GO): alpha-galactosidase activity
Source: RefSeq, a predicted model, not a curated record